AUGUCGAGUGACAGCCUCACAGGUUGGAUCUUUGGAUCCAUUGGAAUCGGUGGCAACAGGGGAUCCAACGACAACAAAGAUAACCGAAAAGAUAAUCAAUCCGAGAAUCCUGGUAGCGAAGAAUCCGAUGAAGUUCGGCAUCGCAAACAAUUGGCUCAAAUUCUACGGUAUAUUGCUACCAUGCAUCACUCUCUGGGAAGCAGCAGUUCGGACAACAAGCGCGGCCAUUCCUUUCUGAAGCGAUCUUCCAAUCUACAGCGCUGCUGGCAAUCUUCCUUUUAUCAAGAAUUCAGGGGAACCUCGGAUGAAGAGAGACGAUGGGGCAUUCUGUUUACUACCCAAAACUUCAAAACCUUACAGAGAAUUCAAGCAGAAUCUGCCACGCAACUGUUUGAAUCGCCUCCCUUUUCCUUUUAUGCAGCUACAUCAUCUGGACAGUCCCCUACAGCCAAUCGAAAAAGGGCGUGGGCAGAUGCCUUUCGGACUGUUGGGCAACAGAACAGUACUCCACAGCAACAACAAGACGGCAAGGCUUGUUGGUUACGACUCACGCGGUUGACCACGGCCGAAGUUCCGGAACCACCCAGUUUCUCCAAUCCAGCCGUGCGCCGAUACCUUGAACAGUGGCGAGAAUCUGAAUUUCAGCACUGCCGAUCGUUUCGGGACAUGAUCACACUCCAAACCAUAGAACAGGCUCCCAAAGUCAGCCCUGCUGAUUUGACCAGUGUGGCGACAAUCAAGACUUUCUUGCGAGCCUACAAACGAUACCUCCGAAAGCGAGCUUUCCAACAGGCUUUGGAACCCAUUUACAAUCAGCUCUUUGAAUGGGUGCAGCAGACCCAACACCACGAUACGGAACUGGUCUGGGGACUCGGUCAUGCACGAAUGAUUGCUGCUGAUCAGACGGUGGUCAAUGGACCCAUCUGCGAGGUGCUGGUAGAGGUGGAAUUGUCCAGGGAUGGAGCCUUGCUUGUACGUCCUCGUGAACAUACUGGAGUGGCCCUGAAUCGAGAGGUUGUCACGGCCCUCAUGAACUUGUCAGCGGACGAUGCUAGUGUCAACUCUGCUGGUAGUGCCAGCACGGCUGCUUCGGCCAAUCAACGUCUCACCCAGAUGCAUCGGUCUGUCGCCGAACUAGAUCCUCUGCAAAUGUCUCCGGGACAACCAUCCACGUAUGUUCCAUUGCUCAAGCGAAUGGUGAUGGAAUUGUCGUCGGGAGGAAGCUUCCAGAUGACCACCAAGCUUUCCGAAAAUGCAGACAGGCAACCGCCGGCACCCUGCAAGCAGCUUGUGACGGAAGCAUGGUGCUUGUAUUCCAGACCCAAACCAAGUUCUGUUUGGGCUCGAGAUGCCAUGGCCUUUGCGGAUCAGCUAUUGCUUCCACCCAACUCUCCCGACGCUGCCAAGUUGGGACUGCCCAAAGCUACCUGGGCAUUGACCAAGGGACCGGGGGCUCUGGAUGAUCCUUCAGUGGUAGGUGACGGCAAUAGUGCAGAGCAAAAACCAGCAGAGUCGGCUCCCGAUGGAUUUGUAGCUCGAUUAGGACAGCUCUUUGGCAAGCCAAAAGAGCCCGAAGAGGAGGAACAAGAGGAACCAGACGACUCCACCCUGCAAGAGGCUCCAAUCGUCUUUCCACUGCCCACGUCAGAGGCACAGAAUCGCAUUGCAGAUCUCCUGCUCCGGCAGCACUAUCCCGCCAUUGUUUGCGAAGGACCUCCAGGAACUGGUAAAACACAUACAAUUGCCAAUAUGAUAUCAGCCUAUCUAUGCCAGGGAAAACGAGUGCUGGUGACCUCCAAAAGUGCACCAGCUCUCGCGGUUAUUCGAGAAAGACUUCCCAAGUGUGUACAGGAUCUGGUUGUGGACGUGUCCAUGUCCGAGUUGGCAGGAAUGCGGCAGCUCCAGCAAACGGUAGAACGACUGGCCAAUCGAGUGUCGUGCGUUUCGACAGCUUUGGAAGGGGAAAAGGUUGUCAUGCUGUUGCGCAACCUUCGAACUCUAGAGCAGGAAAAAUGCGGCAUUGACAACAAGCUCUCGGCAGCUAGCGACCGCGUCAGAUGCGUUAUUCACCAACCGAACGGGCAAAAGCUUGUUUCUGGCUUGCUUUCUCUCAAUGAGGAGACACCGUGGUUAUCCGAGACCACUGCAAAGUGGACGGUUGAGAGGCUGGAGGAGUUUCGUGGUGACCUAGCAUCUCUCCUUGUUCAUGAUACCGAUGUCCUAUCGAGAGUAAAUCAUGGAUGCUAUGAUGCCGCACCAUCAGCAGAGUUGAUGUGCAUGGUUGCGGCAAAAGCGGGAAUGAUGCUCCCUUCUGUAAAGCAGGCGACAAAGAGGGCCCUCGCGUCAAUGCCAGUUCUGGGUCAAGUGUUCGCACCUGAAAGUUCUUCUGCUGAAUUACAGGAGCAGCUUGAGGCAAUGACGAUCGAUGGAAAAGCACCAGAGAGCAAUGUAAAAUGGCAAGAGAUCCUGCAAGCUCUGCGCUUCGAAGAAGCUCUGGAAAAGUUCCACCAGAGCGAACUUGCUCCUCUGAUCCAAAAUGAGGGUUGGCCAUUUCAGGAAGUGUACGAAAUGGUCGGCCGAGACCAAAAGCAGAGAAUUCUGCGAAAACCAUUGCUGGACCUGAUUGAUAGGCUUGUCAGCCUUAAGAAACUGGCAAUCGACCUGAAUAUCCCCGAGGAGCUUGAGCAAGCAUGCGAAUUCAGAGCUUUGGACGCCCGUAGGGGAAUGCUCGCAUCACAAAUCCAGCGCCUGGCAGAGGACUUGGUCGAUGCCAAGGUUGUAGCAGAGCUGAGCCGGUCAUUUUCAUCAGAGGCCCAGAGUGCUCUUAUCCGUUUCUCCCAAAUUGCUGGCAAGGCCAAAUUCAGUCGAGCUUCUCAACCGUCGAAGAUGACAGUACGCCAGCGACGCCACAGACAGGAAUACCUGGACGCCUUUGAUCGCUGUGUGCGGUACAUUCCCUGUUGGAUCAUGACUUCGUCUCAGAUCAGCGACUACUUGCCGGCAGAGGGCUUGUUUGACCUGGUUGUGAUAGACGAAGCGUCUCAAAGCGACAUCACAGUGCUCCCAGGCAUGUUGAGAGGCAAGAGCUGGUUGAUCGUCGGGGAUGGAAAGCAAGUGAGCCCUACGGAGUCGUUCAUCUCGGAAGAAAGCAUUGAUAGCCUUCGCGCUGCCUUGCCCCGUUGCCCACUGGAGGACUCCUUGUUGCCAGGGCAGAGUUUUUUUGAUCUUUGUGCGCAGGCAUUCCCCAGAGGACGCAUCGUGCUGAGAGAACACUUCCGGUGUGCACCAAACAUUAUCAACUUCAGCAAUCAACAGUUUUACGAUGGUAGAUUGAUACCUCUCAGGCUUCCUACGAGCAAUGAGAGGUUGACUCCAUCCAUCAUUGAUGUGCGGAUCCCUGAUGGCGUCAAAGUUGGGAAAGUGAACGCGAAGGAAUGCGACGAAAUCGUCAGACUGAUCCACGCUUUUGUGAGUGAUGCUGCCACCUUGUGUUCCACCAAGCCCAGAAGCAUCGGAAUCAUUUCGCUCUUGGGCGACGAGCAGUCUCGUCUGAUUCGAGGCCGUCUAUUGGAUCGCAUUGGCGCCCACAAGUUCAAGGAACACAAUAUCCUCAUUGGUGAUCCACCCACCUUUCAAGGGGCCGAAAGAGACAUCGUCUUCCUCAGCAUGGUUUGCUCUCCCGGUAGCGUGCCAACGCAGAAUCGGUUGAUGCAUGCACAACGUAUGAACGUUGCACUUUCUCGUUCACGCGACCGGAUGGUUCUAGUUCGCAGUAUUGACGUACAUCACGUGCCCAACCAGGAAGAUAUCAAGCUCCCGGUCCUUGAAUUCUUUGAAGAGGCGACAAAACUGAACGAGCAGCCGCUUCCCGCAGAGGAAAUGACAACGUCAGAGGACACAAAGAACGCCGGCGGUUUCCGCGAACGUGCGGAGACCUUGUUGAAAAAGAUGCUCAAGAAGAAGGGAUUCACUGUUCGUGAUAUGGGCGUUGUUUGGCAGUAUGGGCUAUGUGUCGAACACCCAGACACAAACGCUCGAGCAGCAUUGUGCAUCGAGAGUUGCGGGGAGCCAAGAGAUGAAUGGGACCGCGCAAGGACGCAACAAAAGAGCAUUGAAAGAGUGGGAUGGAAAUGUGUUCGGGUGGAUGGGCUUUCUCUCUUGGUGGAUCCCAAGAGCACCAUGGGAAUUGUGAUGGAUUUCCUUGUUUCAGCAGGCGUAGAGGCAUCCCCUCUGAUUUACGACUCCUUAGAGGAUGAAGAGGCUGCAGACGGCGAGCCCGAGGGAGAUGCUGAACCGGACAAUGCUGAACCGCAGCAAGAGGAGGCACAUCAGCCUCAGGACAACGUUGACGAGGAGAUUGCACCUGAUGCAAACGAUGGAGAAGCGGGUGUUGUUGUCAUCAGCAGCGAUGAUGAAAACGAAGACGACGAAAGAAAACCUGCAGCAUGUCUCCCGGAAGCGGUAACAAGUGAAAACAAUGAAGACGCAAUGGCAAAUGACCAAAUAGAUGCUGCCCAGUUCGGUCAAGUUGUCCAAAAUCUUGAUUUCUUGAGAGGGGGGCAGGCAUCCGGCGAGCCCGCGGAUGAUUCAAGUAUUCGAGAGCAUGUCCCUUUUGUGAAUGUUGCUCAACGAGCGCCUCCAAGGAAUCGCGGCAGGGGUAGUUCGUCGAAGAGAAAUCGCGAAGAAGACUAUUUGGGCGACCAAUCCAGCUUGGAAGGAGUGGAGCAAGUUGCCCCCGAAGAGACGGGAGACGAAAGUUCAACAGUUGGCAAACGGAUGAGGCCUUCAUACCGUCGUCUCGACAAGUAUUCACGAGAUGGCCGCUGGUAUCCUGGGCGCAAACGGGAACAAAAAGACGAGGACGGGCAGCAGCAAUGGUAUGACACGGACUCAGAUCUCGCAGCAGGUGAAAAUGGCACUGAUGUCGACAAGGACGACGAACCAGCACAGAACCCAUAA
Messenger RNA from Seminavis robusta, 4959 nucleotides. Lineage: Eukaryota; Bacillariophyta; Bacillariophyceae; Naviculales; Naviculaceae. The record is from the annotation of a GenBank genome assembly.